Dicentrarchus labrax (European seabass) is the source of this 11169-nucleotide messenger RNA. Its product is annotated as piezo-type mechanosensitive ion channel component 2. The transcript has 56 exons. The record is from RefSeq and is a predicted model, not a curated record. NCBI's taxonomy places the organism in Eukaryota, Metazoa, Chordata, Actinopteri, Moronidae. Bases 534 to 9599 code for a protein of 3021 amino acids.
GUCAAAUUUCACCAAGAGGACUAAACGGGAAGAGUAAAUUAUCCGGUCAUUCUGAGGGCUCCUAUCAAGCUUCACAGAGAAGAAGUGAAACUAGACCUUCUUGUUUUUUUGAACGUUUCGCGUUAAUGUGAUUUUGUAGUUAAAAAAAGGAGGUUAAUUGGACUUGAGGACUUGUUGGCUCCUUUCUCCGGCAUUUUUACGCGCUGUGCCAGCGCAGCUGUUUGCGCACCUGAGUCCGUUGCUCCGUUUGUGCAGCGUCAACAUGACUUUAAUGCAUCUGAGCCACUAAAACUAUAAUGUGUGACAGUGCUUACCGGUGACAUGCCUGCUGUGGUGAACCUUGGUAAAUGCGCAACCUUUCACUGUGGAAUACCCACCGGAGUCCAGGUGUCAUCAGGGAGAGCUGAUGUGGCCGUUUGGAGGAGCGCACCAGUUUGAUGUCAGCGGGGAUUUGACAGAGCACAGGAGUUUGGGAUGCAAGAGAAACCUUAGAGAGACAAUCCUCGGCUAUUUUUACCUGGAUUCAACACAGGAUGCCCGGAGCCAUGGCCUCUGAGGUGGCGUGCGGGCUGGUCUUCAGGUUACUGCUGCCAGUGUGUCUUGCAGCCGCUUGCCUGUUCAGGUACAAUGCCCUGUCCUUCGUCUACCUCAUCUACCUCCUGCUUAUUCCACUCUUCGCGGAGCCCACAAGCACAACAAUGCAGGGCCACACAGGGCGUCUGCUGCAGUCCCUCUGCUUCACCAGUAUGUCCUUCCUGCUGCUCCACAUCAUCUAUCAGAUUACCAUCAACAGCCUCCUGGCAGGGAACUCCAUCAGGUCGGACUUCAACUGUUCAACGUGGGAGAAAUCCAUAAGACAAAUUGGCUUUGAGAGCGUGAUUGGUGCAGAUGCAGGCAAUGGCAUUCGAGUGUUCAUCCCUGACAUCGGCAUGUUUGUGGUCGGCCUGGCCAUCUGGCUGCUGUGCCGCAGUCUGGUCCAGAAGAGGCCGCCUGAGGACAUGGCCCAGUACAACGCCGACUUUGAUGCAGAGGAACAAGAAGAAGAGGAGAAGCUGAGCCUGGAGGACAACAUCCUGCUGGAGGAGGACUUCGAAGCGGGGUAUGAAGCCGAGGAGGACGAGGAGCUGGACGAGGAGGAGGAGGAAGAGGAGGAGGAGGAGGAGGAGGAGGAAGAGAAAGAGGCAAAGGAGAGCAUGAAGAGGAAAGUCCUGAGGCACGUGGGGCAGGUUGCGUCCAAGUUGAAGGAGAUUAUCGGGAACUUGAUCACCACUGCUGGGAAGGUGGUGGUCACCAUCUUGUUGGGCAUGACAGGCAUCAUGCUGCCCUCGUUGACCUCGGCUGUUUACUUCUUCAUCUUUCUGUUCCUGUGCACCUGGUGGUCCCUCUGCCGGACCUUCGACACGCUCAUCUUCAGCUGCAUGUGUGUCCUGAUGGCCAUUUUUAGUGCUGGACACAUCGUUGUCCUCUACCUCUACCAGUUCCAGUUCUUCCAGGAGUCCAUCCCACCAGGCGACAGCUACUCCCGUGUAUUUGGCAUCUCCCCCAUUAUUCAGAGCCACUGCUCCUACACAUGGAAGCUCACUGUGCACCCGGAGCGUAAGUGGUACCACUUUGUCAAUCCCAUCAUGCUGCUGAUUCUCUACUACACCCUGGCCACGCUCAUCCGCCUCUGGCUGCAGGAACCCAUCGACCAGCUGACGGACGACAAGGACAGCGAUAUGUGCGAGGAGGAAGAUCUGGACGGAAACAGAACAAAUAACUCAGCCAACAGGAAGAGGCAGAUGUGGUGGGAAUCGCGCCAAGGCACAGAUGAGAAAAACCUCCUCUCCACCCAGGAUGGCAUCAGUACAACUGAGGUGGUACCCACUUCAAACGGGACGUCCUUUGAUUUUGUCACAACUGAGAAUGGACCGGUCUGUCUGGACUUGUACUCCACCCCCCAGUAUAAAAUGGACCAGCCCAGUGAUGGUACAGAGAAGAAAGAUGAGUGUGUGUAUGAGGUGUGUUUGCCCCCGGAGGACUCGGUGGUGGAAGGAGGAGCGGUGAAGUCUGAGGACGGAGAGGAUGGGUUAAAGAAAAGAGGAGUCAGCGCGAUGGUUAAAAUCUUCCACUUCAUCAUGAAACAGAGCUACAUCUGUGCUCUCAUAGCGAUGAUGGCGUGGAGCAUCACAUACGUCAGCUGGCUGACAUUUGUCUUCCUCAUCUGGUCGUGCAUGCUGUGGAUGGUGAGGGACCGGAGGCGGUACGCCAUGCUGUCUUCUCCCUUCAUGGUGGCCUACGGCAACCUGCUGAUAGUGCUGCAGUACAUUUGGACUUUUGAGAACAUUUCACCCGUCCCCGGGUUCUUUGUCAAGAAGAACAACCCUUUCCACUCACUUUCAUCCAAGGUCCUGUGUCUGCUGAGCUUCUGGCUGCUGCUGAGACAGACGCUCACAGAGAGAUGGGAAAAACAAAAGGAGGACAGUGCUGGUCUCUCAGAAGUUCAUGUGGAGGAUCAGAAGAAGAAGGAGGAAGAGGACUCUGAGGAGGGAGGGGAGCAGGACACCAUGCAAGUUCUGGGCAACAUGGUCAUGGCUGUGCUGGUUAAAUACUGGAUCUACAUCUGCGGUGGGAUGUUCUUCAUCGUCAGCUUUGAGGGAACCAUGGUCAUGUACAAGAUCAUCUACAUGAUGAUGUUCCUCUCCUGUGUGGCGCUCUAUCAGGUGCACUUUGAGUGGUGGCGAAGGAUCCUCAAGUACUUCUGGAUGUCGGUGGUGGUUUACACCAUGCUGGUCCUCGUCCUGGUCUACACCUAUCAGUUUGAAAGCACUAGGAAUUCCUGGUCCAACAUGACGGGGAUGGAAGAAAAGGGCUUAGAGGACCUGGGCCUAAAGAGGUUUGAUGUCCCCCAGCUAUUCACCAGGAUUUUUAUUCCCACUUCCUUCCUGCUGGUGUGUAUUCUCCACCUGCACUACUUUCACGGCCGCUUCCUUGACCUCACCGACCUCCAGGCUGUAGUGGCCAAAGAAGAGAGCACUAUCUACAGCCACGCUAAAGUCAAUGGGCGUGUCUAUCUGAUCAUGAAUAGCAUCAAGCAAAAAAUUUCCACUCAACAGAGCAAACUGGUGCACCAAGAUGGCAGCCUGGCAGACCUCACCAUGCUCAGCGCCAGCUCGGUGGAGGGGGUGCUGCCCAGAGAGGAGCAGGAGCCGCAGGAGAAGCAGGAGGUGCAGCAGGAGCAGGGGAAGCAGGAGGAGCAGGGAGAGUGGCAGACAGAGGAGAAGGAGAAGGAGCAGGCCCUUGUGGUGGUGAUGUAUGACACUGACAUGACUGGCGAGAAGCCCAGGAGCUUUUCCGACCCGAGGCAGUCCAGCACAGAGGAGAGCCACCACUGCAGUGUGGGGAUGGAGCCAGAGCCGAGCACCGAGCAGAGCUCAGAUCUGAAGAAUAAAUGGCACCUGGUGGUCGACCGUCUGACUGUGCUCUUCCUCAAGUUCCUGGAGUAUUUCCACAAACUGCAGCUGUUCAUCUGGUGGCUGCUGGAGAUCCACAUCAUCAAGAUCGUGUCCUGCUACAUUGUUCUGGUCUCUCUCAAAGAGGUGUCUUUGUUCAACUAUGUGUUCCUGGCAUCCUGGGCCUUUGCACUGCCCUACAGCCAGUAUCGGCCCCUGGCCUCCAGUGUUUGCACUGUGUGGACGUGUGUCAUUAUUGUAUGCAAAAUGUUGUACCAGCUGAAGUCUAUAGACCCUGUAUCGUACUCCAAGAAUUGCACUGUGUACAUGCCAAGUGAGUACACAGAGGACCAAGUGAAAGAGAUGAGGGAAUCUCUGCUGUAUAAGGAACCUGUGGAACCAGCACACUGGGUGGGCCUGAGGAAGUCUUUGUCUGAUGACCCGCUGGAAUACCUCAGGCACAACUUCUCGAUGCUGGCUCUGUUAUUGUUCGAGGUGACCAUCUACCGCCAUCAGAAAUACUUCAGACUGAGGAACAAACUGUCACCUCCCAUUUCCAGGAUCAUCUUCCAUGAUAUCACACGGCAGCAUCUGGACAUUGGCAUCAUCAGCUGCAUCAAAUACUUCAUCAACUACUUCUUCUACAAGUUUGGACUUGAGACAUGCCUGCUGUUGGUGGUCAAUGUAAUUGGGCAGCGUAUGGACUUCUAUGCUAUGCUUCAUGCCUUCGCCUUGAUAGCAGUCAUGUAUAAACGCAGGAGGAAAGCCAUCGCUGAGAUCUGGCCCAAGUACUGCUGCUUCCUGGCCUGCAUGUUGACAUUUCAGUACCUUGUCUGCAUCGGGAUCCCACCUGCAGCCUGCAAAGACUAUCCCUGGAGGUUCCCCAACUCUACUACAGACUCCAAUGUGAUCAAGUGGCUCUACAUUCCAGAUUUUCUCACCAAACCCAACUCAUCGUUCCUCAUCUAUGACUUUAUGUUGCUGUUGUGUGCCUCUCUCCAGAGGCAGGUCUUUGAAGAUGAGAACAAGGCGGCAAUCCGUCUAAUGGCUGGAGACAACGUGGAGAUCUGCAGAGACUUGGACGCAUCCUCUUUCAGUGUCCACAACCCCGUCCCCGACUUCAUCCACUGCAGGUCCUACCUGGACAUGCUGAAGGUCAUCAUGUUUAGCUACAUGUUCUGGUUUGUCCUCACCAUCAUCUUCAUCACGGGGACCACACGCAUCAGCGUCUUCUGCAUGGGCUACCUGGUGGCCUGCUUCUACUUCCUGCUCUUUGGCGGUGAGCUGUUGUUAAAACCAAUCAAAAAGAUCCUCCACUACUGGGACUUCCUGAUCGCGUACAACAUCUUUGUAAUCACCAUGAAGAACAUUUUGUCUAUCCUGGCUUGUGGCUACAUCAACUCUCUGAUUGAGAACAGUUGCUGGUUGAUCCAGUUGUUCAGUCUGGCCUGCACCAUCAACGAGUACAAUAUCAAGCCAGACAAGACUAAAUGUGAUCUUCCGAGUAACGAGGCUGGGAUCAUCUGGGACAGUAUCUGCUUCGCCUUCCUGCUGCUGCAGAGACGAGUCUUCAUGAGCUACUACUUCCUCCACGUGGUGGCUGAUAUCAGAGCAUCACAGGUCCUCGCAUCCAGGGGGGCGGAGCUUUUUCAGGCCACUAUAGUGAAGGCGGUGAGAGCCCGACUGGAGGAAGAGCGUAGAUCUGUGGAGCAGCUGAAGAGACAGAUGGAGCGCAUUAAGGUGAGGCAGCAAAAGUUUAAGAGGGGCAAGGAGAAGAUGCUGAGCUUGGCGCAGGAGUCUGGAGAAGGACAGACCCUCGUCCAGCCCGAGGAGGAUGACGAUGAUGGAGCACAGCGAACGAAAGCCAAGACCAAAAAAAAGCAGUGGUGGAGGCCGUGGGUUGACCAUGCUUCCAUGGUUAGAAGUGGAGACUAUUACUUGUUUGAAACUGACAGUGAGGAGGAAGAGGAGGAGGAGGAGAAAAAAGAUGAAGAACCGCCAAAGAAGUCUGCGUUUCAGCGAGCUAUUGGAAAGUUUGUCUCUGCUCUUCUGGCUUUGCCCAAGUCUGUCAUUAAGCUGCCUAAAACUAUCCUGCAGUAUGUAGUCAAGGCAGGCAAGUUUCUUUAUCACGCCUGGAUCACAGACCCCAAAGCUGCCCUGAAGGCACGAGCCAAAGAGAAACGCAAAUUUUGGAAAAAAUACGCCAAAGGAGUUAGAUACAGAAAAAGCAAGAAAAAAGCAGGUCAUGUGGCUAUAGAGGUUGGUGAGCUCUCGGACGGGCAAGAAAAAAAGGAGGAGAACAAGAAGUCUGGUAGUCCAGACAACAUCAUCAAGAGAGUGUUCAACAUCAUAAAGUUCACCUGGGUGCUCUUCCAGACGACCGUGGAGAGCUUCACCAAGUGGAUGAAUGAAAUGUGCAGAGAGUACAUUGACAUCUCCACUGUGCUGCGUAUAGAGCGCUGCAUGCUGACCAGAGAAGUCAAAAAGGGUAACGUCCCGUCCAGAGAAAGCAUCCAUGUCUACUACCAGAAGGCCAUGAGGCUCAACAUGUCCCGGCAGGCCAGUAUGGAUCAGCUAAGCGAGGACGGGUCGGCCUCAGGCUCCACCAGGGUCCGAAGAAGGCGAGGAGGCUACCGCAUGGAGAGCCAGGACUCCACAGCCUCCAGAGACAGCAUAUCCAGCGCCUUCACCGAGGCAACCACACUGUUUUCCCGCCAAUCCACCCUGGAAGACCUCGAUGGAAUGCCAGAGUGCAUUCCCAAAACCAGCGAGCGCGCCAGGCCCAAACUGCGAAAGAUGUACGGCCUGGACCAGUCCAAUUCAUCAAUGGACAGUGGCAGUAGCUUCAUGUCCAGUGAAGCGACCCAGUGCGUCACGCUCUACUCCAGACAGGGCACCACAGACACCAUAGAAGAAGUGGAGGAUGAGCAGGAUCAAGGGGAAGACAAGCAGGAGGUUCCCUGGGAAUUCCAGCAGGUAGACGAGAGCGAUGGGGCCGAGGGCGGCCUCUGGAGUGACGGAGAACCCAGGGAGAAAGAGAAGGAGGAGAGUGUGGGCCAGGAGGGACUGGAGGGUGAGGAGGAAGCAGAGGUUCCAAUGGACCAGGAGAGCAAAGAGAGAGGAGAGGGUCCCUGGGAGUCCUUUGGUCCAGAUGAGGGCCCCUCCCUCAGGCCGGAGGAAGCGGAGUCUGCCUCUUUUGCCCAGGAGAGGGACUUCACAACAGAGAGUGAGGAUGGGGGAGGACAGCAGGACUUCACGCAGUCAGAGGGGCGAGCAGGGCUCCUCUACACCCCUGAUACAGAUGCUUCCAAAACGUCUGACGCUGACGUUCCUCCCAGCUACAGCAAGGCGGUCAGCUUUGACCGUCUGGAAGUUAGCGAUGAUGAGAGCGACAUGGAUAGGAAGAGGCGCAUGGUUAUGACCUCUGACAGCCGCUCAGACAGCAGGUCAGACAUCAUGUUGCCCUCUAUGACCACUGAGCUGACCGCCAGCGAGCUGCUGCUCAACAAGAUGUUUUAUGAUGAGGAGCUGGAGCAGUCAGAUACAUUCUACACAAGGCAGCCUCUGAUCCUCCAGCUCUGCUACGCCCUCUACAACAUGCUGGUGGCUCACUCAGAGAUGGUGUGCUACCUGGUCAUCAUCAUCAACCACAUGGUGUCGGCCUCAUGCGCCACCUUGGUCCUUCCCAUCACCAUCUUCCUCUGGGCCAUGCUGUCAGUGCCACGGCCCAGCAAGCGCUACUGGAUGACUGCCAUUAUCUAUACUGAGGUCACCAUUGUCGUCAAGUACUUCUUCCAGUUUGGCUUCUUCCCCUUCAACCAGAACAAGAUAGAUAAGAAUAAACCAUAUCACCCUCCCAAUAUCAUUGGUGUGGAGAAGAAGGACGGUUACGUACACUAUGACCUGGUCCAGUUACUGGCUCUCUUCUUCCACAGAUCCAUUCUCAAGUGUCAUGGUCUGUGGGACGAAGACGAUCCCAAAGAGAGGAAAAUAGCCUCUCGUCAGAGUGAGUCAGAGGACGAAGGUAAAGAGAAGGUGGAGAGUGAUAAAGAGUCCGAACCCGCCUCCUCACUGAUCAGCGAGAGGAGAGGCUCCAACCAGACCUUGAGAUCCAUAAACUUUGGGACCUCCAUUGAUUCCGGACAUGUCCUGGUGCACUACCCGCAACAGCAGACCUACCAGCGCCGCAAGAGCUCCAGCGGAGGUUCGCACAUCUCUCACCGAUCUCUCCACUCUUCUGCACGGUCCAAGAGAGGAAGUACCGCUUCCCACAACAGCAGCCGCAAGGAUGGCAGCGAGGCCAGCGUCCAUCAGAAGACCCGCAAACAGAUGAUCAUGGAGAAGCUGAGGGAGCAGCUCCUCAAAGGAAAAGCUUUCAUCAUAAAGCGGUUCAUGGAGAUCUACCUUCCUAUGAGGCAGUUCUUCCAUAACUUGAUCCAUCCAGAGUACAGCGCGGUCACAGACGUCUACGUGCUGAUGUUCCUCGCCGACACGGUCGACUUCAUCAUCAUUGUGUUUGGAUUCUGGGCCUUUGGUAAACACUCAGUGGCAGACAUCACGUCCUCUCUUUCGGAGGAUCAGGUGCCGGGACCUUUCCUGGUCAUGGUCCUGAUCCAGUUUGGGACCAUGGUGGUGGACCGGGCCCUCUACCUCAGAAAGUCUGUCAUGGGCAAGGUCAUCUUCCAGGUCAUCCUCCUCUUUGGCAUCCACUUCUGGAUGUUCUUUAUCCUACCAGGAGUCACAGAAAAGCGUUUCAGCGAGAACAUGGUUGCCCAGAUGUGGUAUUUUGUCAAGUGCAUCUACUUCGGACUGUCAGCCUAUCAGAUCCGCUGUGGUUACCCCACCCGCGUUUUGGGAAACUUCCUCACCAAGAGCUACAAUUAUGUCAACCUCUUCCUGUUUCAAGGUUUUCGUCUGGUGCCGUUCCUGACGGAGCUGCGAGCCGUGAUGGACUGGGUCUGGACCGAUACCUCGCUGUCUCUGUCCAGCUGGAUCUGUGUGGAGGAUAUCUACGCUCACAUCUUUAUCCUCAAAUGCUGGAGAGAGUCUGAGAAGAGGUAUCCCCAGCCGCGAGGCCAGAAGAAGAAGAAGGUGGUGAAGUACGGGAUGGGAGGGAUGAUUGUAAUGCUGCUGAUCUGUAUCGUCUGGUUCCCGCUGCUCUUCAUGUCCCUUGUGAAGUCUGUAGCUGGAGUCGUCAACACGCCGCUGGAUGUUUCGCUUGAAAUCACCCUGGCUGGCUUUCAGCCCAUCUUCACCAUGAGCGCUCAGCAAAACCAACUGAAGGAUGUCUCAGCGGGAGAGUUUUCAGAUUUUAUGAAGAUAUAUAAUCAUCGUGAGGAUGCCCUGCAGUGGCUGGAGAGCUACGUACACAAUGACCUGACCAUCGCAGAGCUGAAAGGCAGCUCCAACUCUCUGUGGACCAUCAGUCCACCCAGCAGAAAAAACCUGAUAGAGAUGUUGGGAAAUGUUGACGAUGAAUUCCCCGUCACCGUGUCCUGGUCCGUGCAAAGAAACCUUACUCUCGGUGCCAAGGCUGAAGUAGCCUCUGGAAAACACGUGACAAAACUUGACGAGAAAACAAGAAAACAACUCAUACAGCUCCUGAAAAAGAACGAUAGCAAAUCACAUGUGAUCCUAAAGGACAUCUUCCCCCGUUAUCUUCGGGCCCCCAGUGACUCAGAUGCCAAACCUGUUAAGGAGCUUAUGCACGGUGAAGAGCUGUUAAACAUAACUUUGAUACUGAAUCGAACGACUGGGGCCCGGGAUGAAAUCCAGGAAUGGUGGACAGUCAGUCAGACAGAGCCCGCCCCGAUAUCAAAGCGGUCUGAAAAAAAUAAGAAUGAGGCAGGACUGGAGGUCUACGUAUUCAGCGACCAAGUCAGCCCGCCCAGUUUGGGCUUUCUGGCUGGAUAUGGGAUCAUGGGCUUGUACGCCUCUGUGGUUCUGGUCAUCGGCAAGUUCGUGCGCGAGUUCUUCAGCGGCAUUUCCCACACCAUCAUGUUCGAGGAGCUGCCCAACGUGGACCGCAUCCUCAAGCUGUGCACCGACAUCUUCCUGGUGCGAGAGACGGGGGAGCUGGACCUGGAGGAGGACAUGUACGCCAAACUCAUCUUCCUCUACCGCUCGCCAGAGACUAUGAUCAAGUGGACCAGAGAGAAAACUGAGUGAAACUUGGCUGACGGGACGUUUAACUAAUGAGAGUGAGCCGGAGCUUUUCAGGACGGGAGCCGCUCAAUCAGAGAAACUGGGUGGUCGCUCUGUUGGUGUGAGCAGCUAUUUCAGCACAUUCACCUGCUGAGGGAGUGCAAAGCAUCCGAGGACCAACUCUGUCCUCUUCAACUGAGCUCUGACGGCAGUGAUUCACUGUUAGCUCCACACUAAUACACUUUGUUUGAGUUAUAAACUGGUAUUUUCUACUAUUUAAGGAUGGAAAAACGACAUCAAUUGCAGUCACAUUGUUAAACAUUGAGGACAAAUUUGCCGGUGCUGUAUUUAUCUCGCAAAAACCUGGCUGAGUUUGGCACCCAGUGGAUAAAAUAAGCCCACUGGUGUUCAGUUAGAAGAAAUCCUUUAGGACAAUUCUCGUAAGUUAUAAAGUGCUAUCCCUAGUUUAAAGGUAGGUUUUUAAACACAAACGCCCAGAGGCCUCAUCGCUCUUCACGCCUGUGUACUAACAUUUUCACAAUUGCAAGGUAGGCGUAGAGAAGCUCAAAGUGAAUGCAACAUUAAUCUUUUUAAGGGCUUCCCUCCAACGAAUUAGUGCACAAUAACGACCACAUGAGCACAAUCUUAUAUUUUCUCCAACUGGAACGUUUGGAAACUUGGGACUGUGCAAUAUUGAGCUCUUGUUCCUCCAUGUUUUCGAAAAGGAUGCGAACCGAGGAAAAAAAGGGGAACAUGAACAUAAAGACCACCUUUUUUUUUUUUUUUAAGAGGCCACAUGGGAGCCUCCCCCAGAGACACAACGCAGAAAACAUAAUCAAACAAUACUUGCCUUAUUUUGUUUGUAUGUGAAGAACUGAAACUCUUAUCAACUACAUAUCUUUCUCAGGAAGAGCUGUUUUCACAGAUAUUCAUUGUAUGAGUUAUAUGUUACAAUAUGUAGGCUUUGAUGGAUCUAAAAGAAUAUGAGAUUGUAGAAAAGAUGAAAACUAUUUAAAUGGCAUGAAAUUUAAUGUGGGUAUAGUUCAGAUGGAUUGAUACCGAGUGUGUUUACUGCACAGGGAAAACCGUUUGAGGCUGUAUUGAGAAAGUAAAUCGCUGUGGACUGUUUUUUCUUCACAGAGAAUGAAAUUAAUUGCCAAUCCAUCCAUGUUCUGAAUCAUCUAACCGGUUGGCUAAAGUCGAGACCAGCAGAGGGGCUGUUUCUGUAUCAGGGUAACGUUGCAUUAAGCGGUAGACUCUCGCACACAUCACUUAUGAACCUCUCGCUGUUUUUAACAUUCGUGAACACGCCACAGCUGUGCAGGAAGAAAACUAGCGACAACAACAACAAAAAAAAAAAUUCCUCACGUGAAGGGCUGACACACAAAGCCCUUUGGUCCAAACUAUGUAUUAGAGGACAUUGUAGCAUGAUAGAAAAACUUCAUUAUUGUCAUGACCGAUUUUCAUUACAUGUACAUACGAGUUUAAGGGGGUCAGGUCAGGGUGGAAUGAAAUGUGAAAUUGUACCUGUAUGUUAAGGUAAUGUGGAAUGAUAGAGGUCCAGAGAUCUGCAAAUAAAACGUCUGGAAAGGUG